AUGAGCCGGGCGAGCGAAACGUUUUACGCAGCGGCAGAGUACAAUGGAUGGGGAGACCCUCGACAAGGACAAGGGUUCCGCCGACUGGAUGCCGUUGAUAUUGUAGAUGAGAAUAGCGCCUCACUGCGCCGCCCGUCCUACGUAGAGAUGCAAGAACAGCCACAAGAUUCAAAUGAAGACGAGAAGCGGAAAGCAAAGAGAUACAACAUAAAGUUCUACCUCAUCCUUUUCUCGCUAUGUAUCACCAGUCUACUGGUCGCACUGGAAGGAACAGUUACAUCCACCGCUUUGCCAACUAUAGUCCGCGAGCUUGGUGGUGGAGCAUCUUACGUCUGGGCUUCAUCGGGGUAUUUUCUUGCAUCGACUGUCUUGCAACCACUGUAUGGGCAAAUGGCUAACAUAUUUGGGCGCCGAGUUCUGAUUCUCUUCGCCGUGUGCUCCUUCGUUCUCGGAAGCGGGAUCUCCGGCGGUGCGCAUUCAAUGGGUAUCCUCAUAUUUGGACGCGUCAUUCAAGGCAUCGGCGGUGGAGGAAUCAAUAUGCUCGUCAAUCUCAUCGUCUGCGACCUUGUGCCUCUUAUCGACCGAGGGAAAUUCAUGGCACUGGUAUUUAGCGCGAUCUCUGUCGGAACUGGUCUAGGGCCAUUCCUCGGCGGUAUCAUCGUCGAGAGGACAGCAUGGCGUUGGGUGUUUUACCUGAAUAUCCCUAUAGGCGGCAUCUCCAUAGUUCUUCUCUUCUUCUUCCUUCGCGUCAAAACUCCCAAAACGAAUUCGACAUGGCAAGAGAAACUUGCCCAGAUCGAUAUCGGCGGGAACAUCCUCUUCAUAACGGGAGUCUCCUUCAUUCUCGUCGCUCUCACCUAUGCCGGAACAUUAUGGCCAUGGAAAAGCUACAACACUAUCGUCACUCUCCUCUUUGGUUUCUCAGGACUUGCUGUAUUUCUCUUCUAUGAAGAAAGCAGCUAUUGCAUACAUCCAACAAUGCCACUCCGACUUUUCCGGAACCGAACUUCGGCUGGAGCCUUCGCUAUCACAUUCAUUCACUCCCUUCUUACCCUUCUGGUCAUCUACUUCCUCCCCGUCUAUCUACAAGCUGUAUUGCUAUCUACUCCAACAAGAUCCGGUGUUCAAAUGCUACCUACAGUCAUUGUUCUUGUCCCAUUCUCCGCAAUUUCUGGAGCAGUGCUUUCAAAGAUCGGGCGCUACAAGCCCCUACACAUCGCCGGCUUUGGAAUUAUCACAGUUGGUCUGGGCUUUUUCAUCACUCUAAAUCACAAAAGUCCACCAGUCGCAUGGAUAAUGGUUCAGAUGGUAGUCGCCGUUGGUUCAGGCUUUAGCCUCAGCACUCUCCUUCCAGCCGUACAAGCCGAGCUCUCCGAUGCCGACACCGCCGCCGCAACCGCGACAUGGGCCUUUGUGCGUCAGUUUGGUGUCGUAUGGGGUAUAUCCGUUCCCGCUGCCAUCUUCAAUUCCCAGAUCACGCAUCUCUUACCGCGCAUCAGCGACGCCACUGUGCGAGCAGAGCUAAGUGGCGGCGCUGCCUAUGACCAUGGAAUACGCGCAUACAUCAACGCAUUCGAGCAGCCACUGAAGGCACAGAUUAUUGGCGUGUAUUCAGACAGUCUUAAGAUUGUUUGGAUAUUUGCAACAGCGAUUGCGGGACUGGGAUUCUUACUUGUGUUUUUAGAAAGGGAAACUAAGUUGAGGAGUGAACAGAGCGGGGAUUUUGGACUUGAUGACGACUAG
Paraphaeosphaeria sporulosa is the source of this 1743-nucleotide messenger RNA. Its product is annotated as MFS general substrate transporter. Gene Ontology annotation, biological process: transmembrane transport. Lineage: Eukaryota; Fungi; Ascomycota; Dothideomycetes; Pleosporales; Didymosphaeriaceae. Bases 1 to 1743 code for a protein of 580 amino acids. The transcript has 2 exons. The record is from RefSeq and is a predicted model, not a curated record. Gene Ontology annotation, molecular function: transmembrane transporter activity.